AUGGACGGGGACGAGUGCGCCACUUGUGGCUCGGCCGACUUCCAUGACGAAGAUGGGAGGAUUUUCUGUCACAAUGGGCACGAUCAAGGCCGCGGCCUGACCACCGCAGAGGACGACGCCGAUUUCGGCAGGCAGGGGACCAUCGUGAGGAAGAAAGUGGACAAGGAGAAGCAGAAGGCAUCGAGAGUGCUUCGAGGAGCCAAAGCGUUCCAACUCUUUCUUCAGUCCUGGCAAUUCAUCUUGUGGAAGCAAUGUCACGCCCUUGUCCACCAGAAAGGCCUCCCAGCCGAACUAUGGAAUGUGGUGCGGGACAUGUGGACGUUAUGGGUCUCGAGACUGGAGCAUCGCCUGCUGCAAGACGCCGCCACUGCUGUCGACGGGCUUACAAAUACGACUGGCAACGAGGCCGAUACUACCGCAAGCUCUGGUGAGGAAAGCGAUACGGACCCCGGCGCUUCUGCGCAGAAGAUGGAGAAGAGGAAGAGGGAGUCCGCGCAUGACUAUCCGAAGCUCAUCGACACCGCUGCCCUGGCAUACAUGGGUAUCAUCAUGCUCAGAAGGCCAGUCGGACAGGCUACGUUUCUAAGAUGGAUCCUCGAAGAAGACAUCCCCUUCAUCCGCGCAAUCCGGCACGUUCCCCAAGAGAUGAAGGACCGCCUUCCAGGUGAGUACCAUCAGUCUCUGGACACGACCACGCGGCUGCCCGGGCCAGACGACCUACAGAAGGCAAUCUACCACCGAGCGAGAUGGUUCAACACCUCGUUCGGCAUGGCCAUGCCAUCGAUCAACCAGAAUCUUUUCCUUCUGAACUACGUCCGCCGUCUGGCUCUCCCGCUCGAGGUCUACACCACCGUGCGCCGCUUGAAUACCAUGAUCACCAAACACGACUUCACUUAUAGGUAUCCUGACGUGACGAAACCGCCCGAGACCGAAACCACGCGACGUCAGCCAACCACGUACCCUGAAGCCCAAUUGAUGUCGCUCGUCGUCGUGGCCACGAAGCUGCUCUUCCCGUUCGACUCGGACACCGUCAAGCGGUACCCGAAGGACGCCACCGACUUCACCACUCUGCGCAUGAACUGGGCAGCCUGGCUUGAAGCUAAAGAAAGGUUCGACGAGGAUAUCACCGCUGCGAGAGUCACGAACGGCCUGAAACCGGGGUCCGAGAUCCUCGUCACGGACAGCGAUAUCCUCGGCAUGACGGACGAUCAACUCGACCAGUACAUGAGCUGGUAUCAACGGACGUGGAUCAAGAACAGUGGCUCACCCCAACACACGCAGGGCCAGGAUGGUGGCAGCGGCAGCGGCAGCAUGGACAGGGAAAUCCUGGAUAUGUUCCCUCUGCCCGACGUGCCGGAACGAAUGGAGAGCCGGGAACAGAACGAGAGACUUUACGCCGAGGAGGACGCGCGGCUCACCGACCGCAUCAAGAAGGUUCAAAAUUCUCUGGGUUCCCGACGGGCUAUCUCGGAGGAAGACGAACUCGAGCAAGGUCUCGACAUCAUGCGCCCGGGCGCACGGUACCCUCAGUUUGCCAAGGUUGAAGAUCUUGACCGCGCAGCAGGGAAAGACGAUGUGGCCAGGACUUUCCAUGAGGAAACCGCCCAGACAGCCUGUUUGAGCUUGAAGGCCCUCAUUUUAGCGGUGAAUCGCACGGAGGAGAAGAUCGAGCGAUGGCUCGUAGCUAGAAGACGGGAGGAAAUCUUCGGCGACGAGGGCUCCGAAAGCGAUGAACGCGGCGCGGGGGCCGAGGACGGCGGUAUAGAUGAGGAUAUCGCAGAUGUUCCGGAGACUAGUCCUCCCGGUAAGUUGGCCCAGGAAUUGAAUGGGCUCGGACUCGGGCUGUCGCCACAUGUCGAGGACGAUGAUGAAUAUGCUGAUAUGCAGAUGCUCCCGGAAUGA
Messenger RNA from Cladophialophora yegresii CBS 114405, 1902 nucleotides. RefSeq lists its product as uncharacterized. Gene Ontology annotation, biological process: nucleolar large rRNA transcription by RNA polymerase I; RNA polymerase I preinitiation complex assembly. Gene Ontology annotation, cellular component: RNA polymerase transcription factor SL1 complex; RNA polymerase I core factor complex. The coding region runs from base 1 to 1902 and encodes 633 amino acids. Gene Ontology annotation, molecular function: RNA polymerase I core promoter sequence-specific DNA binding. The record is from RefSeq and is a predicted model, not a curated record. The transcript is spliced from 4 exons. Lineage: Eukaryota; Fungi; Ascomycota; Eurotiomycetes; Chaetothyriales; Herpotrichiellaceae.